This is a messenger RNA of Epinephelus lanceolatus (giant grouper), 6399 nucleotides long. RefSeq names its product carbohydrate (chondroitin 6) sulfotransferase 3a (gene chst3a). Gene Ontology annotation, molecular function: N-acetylglucosamine 6-O-sulfotransferase activity; chondroitin 6-sulfotransferase activity. The record is from RefSeq and is a predicted model, not a curated record. Gene Ontology annotation, biological process: N-acetylglucosamine metabolic process; carbohydrate metabolic process. Gene Ontology annotation, cellular component: Golgi membrane. Lineage: Eukaryota; Metazoa; Chordata; Actinopteri; Perciformes; Serranidae.
UCGCCAGCACAGGAUGUCCCACGCAGGGAGAGCGGUGACUUGAAGCGUGGCCACAGUCGGCUCGCGCGCGGUGGUAUCCAGCACAUGGUGAAAGUUGGAGAUAAAGUUUUAAAGCGACACAAGCGUAAUUUAGAGGCGAAUUAGCGCUUCUGUCAGUCGGGCUUGACGGGGAGAAUUUUGCAAUUACUUCUGUGGCUCCGAGUUUAUUUUUCUUGACUCAAUAUUUAAUCAAAAAAGGAGCAAACAAACAAACAUAAUUCUCCUUCGCUGGUGCCGAUGUUUCUGCAAGACAUCCGUGCGUCCGCGCUGCCUCUCAUUCAUCCAGCAGAGGAGAGGAGCCCGCGUCCGAGGAUACAAUGAAGCAGUGUGUCCUUGUCCGACACAAUGCAGCAAGAUGCUACAGAGGGGACGAUACUGUUUCUCACAAGAUCAGGAUCGUUUUUGCUCGAUUGCAGAGAGAGAUCAGCUAAAGAUUGAAGCUUUAGCCUCUGCAUGACAAGCUAUGACCGACACACACACUAAACUCUAGACGUCCAGUUACGAAGCCAGGACUCAAGAAUGAAGACCAAAUAUGCGAUUGUCUUCAUCUGUAUCGUGGCCCUGGUCAUCAUCGAAAAGGAAAGCAACAUCCUAUCUAGGGUCUCUGAUAAGCUGAUCCAGAGGCAGAUUCCACAGCAGACCCCACAGACUCCACUGGAUUACAGCAACACAACACAAAAUGGCUCCCUGAUGAUGCUCAAAAUGCUGCUCUCCAAACUCACCGGCACAAAAGGGAAUUACUCAAGUCUAUCCGAGGAGCAAGAAGAGGACGAACUAGAUGAUUUAGGCACGUACAGCUUCAGCGGUGGCCGUAAGCACAUAUUACUCUUAGCCACCACACGAACGGGUUCCUCAUUUGUGGGGGAAUUUUUCAACCAGCACGGGGAGAACAUGUUUUAUCUAUUUGAGCCUCUGUGGCAUGUCGAGCGCAUGCUGACCAUUGCAUCCGAGGCAAACAACGGAACAGUGUUGGCAGGAAUCUACCGGGAUGUACUCCAAGGGCUUUUCCUGUGUGAUUUCUCUCCCCUUGAGAAGUUCAUCUCCCCGCCUCCUCAGGAACACGUUACCCCAGCUCUUUUUCGCAGAGAAUCUAGUUUAUCGCUUUGUGAAGAAUCUGUCUGCAGUCCAGUAAUCAAAGAUGUUUUUGAAAGGUAUCACUGUAAGACUCGUCGCUGUGGGCCGCUGAACUUGACCCUCGCAUCUGAAUCCUGCCUUUCCAAGCAACACCAUGCCAUUAAGACAGUCCGUGUGCGCCAGCUGGACACAUUGCAGCCUUUGGUGCAGGAUCCUCGUCUGGAUGUGAGAGUGAUCCAGCUAGUCCGAGAUCCACGUGCCAUUUUAGCAUCCCGCAUGGUGGCUUUCUCUUCGAAGUACCAGACAUGGAAGGCCUGGGCGCAGGACGGCCAGGUGCCUGAAGAUGACGAGGAGGUGAAGAGGCUCAAAGGCAACUGCGACCAGAUUAGGAUGUCUGCAGAGGUGGGACUGAGCCGACCUCGUUGGCUAAGGAGCCGCUACAUGUUGGUGCGUUAUGAGGAUAUUGCCCGCUACCCCAUGCAGAAGGCAGAGGAAAUGUACAGGUUCACGGGGAUACCAUUUAGCCCCCAAGCUAGGGAGUGGAUUCUGAGGAACACCCAGACCACACAGGGGGCUAGCGGGAUUUACUCCACCCAGAAGAACUCAUCAGAGCAGGCAGAGAAAUGGAGAUUUAGCAUUCCCUUCACACUGGCUCAGGUAGUGCAGAGAGUGUGUGGACCCACCAUGAAGCUGUUUGGGUACAGGUUUGUGGAUGAUGAAAAGACACUGAUGAAUAAGUCCAUCAGUUUGCUUGAAGAGAAACUGUUUCAUUAAUCGAGACGUCAUAAAUGUAGCUGUGAAUCUGCAAAGCGCUGCACACGAUGGGUUGAAGCCAGGAGAAGCCAUUAUUGCACAGACCAAAACUAGUCAGCAAAGGUGCCAUAACAGACACGAAAUGUUUUACUGGUGACAGUAAGCUUUGGGCCAUACGAUAAUAUUCAUACACACCAAUAAUGUGCCUCAUUGUGACAAAUGAAGAGCCACUUGAGAAAAAUAAAUAUUUAUUUGCAUACUGUGUUCACUGAGAAGCCUGGUAUUGAAGCUUUAUGUGGCGCUUUGUAUUUCAUUUAAAAUGAAAUGAGCAGCUGUCAAGCCUGACUUGUAAGAGAUUCUUAUGUAAAAUUUUAUCUAUAGUUGAUCAUGUUUAGACUUUCAGGGAUAAACUAAAGGUAAAGUCAAAGUGAUGUGUGAUUUGUCUGUCUCUGUGUGUGUGUCCGAGGCCUAGUCCACACAGACACAGGUAUUUCUGUAAACUGAGUUUUCCCUCCUUCGUUGUCGAAGCAAAUCCUGUCCACACACAUUCAGUACGUUUACAUGCACAGUUAAGGCGAGCUACGGUUAUAGAGCUGGACUAGGCCAUUUAAUUGGACUUCUGUCCUUGUCCCAGUAUACAAGCACAGGAGGGAAUCAGUUUAUUGACCAAAGUAUGUCCAGCUCCCCUACAAUAGGUGGCUUUUCACAGACCAAACAAUUGAGCGUUGUCCAGGUUGCCAUUCCGUGUUUUCCUCCCAUCCUUGUAUUUCAAAGUAUUUAACUGUUUCAGCUGACGCAUCAUGAACUUCUUCUCCUCUUCCAUUCAAACGUGCACAGCUCUGAAUGUAGAUUUCGCCAAGUUGCUACCGGCUUCUUCGUCUGUUAUGUAUUAAUAAGAUUCGACUCCCAAGUCAAAGCCAGAAAACUCUGGAGCAUGCACAGAGCACCUAGGCCAGUUAGGGUCCAAUUGACUGUAUACAUACAUGCAGGAGUAAUCUGACUCCCAAUCACAUUAUCUAGGUGUUUGUCUGACGUUGAGAAAUUAGAUUAUGAUUUGUCUGUCUAACAUGUUAACGUGUUUUGAAAGUCUGGUUUUAGUCGGACAAACACAAUAAACUGAUUUUCUCUAAAGUCAUGUAAACAUACUGAAAUAAAAUAACGUACUAAAUAAAAAAUCUAUCCAAAUGAAAAUGCCAGAACACAAUUGGAGCAUUGUUAAGAGCAUGCCAGCUCAUAGGCGUUGAUAUAACUGUAACCUUAAAGCAAUGUGAAGAAGAAGAUGUUAGCCAAUCAGAAGGCUACGUGGAGCAGUGACCUCCGUUGCACAUUCUGACGCCUUUGUUUCUUAAUAUAGUUGGAGAGAAACUGUACAUUUAGGUGUAAACAUGUAAAAAGUCCUGUUUGCAAGGUUAGAACUGGCACUAUUUUGUUCAUGUCCACCACUGCAUGAAAUGCUGCAUCAUUUGUGAUGCCUCACAAAGGACUUAACGGCACACACACUGACAUCACUGUCAUCUUUGCCCUGGCCAGAGUCUUACAAAAGAUUAUUUUUAGUGACCUAAAACUCAGUUUGUGUGUGGACAGAGGCCCAAAGAGCAUUAUAAACUCGUGGUUACAAAAAUACCUAUAUCUGUGUGGACUGAGCCUGAAAGAGAGGUUGUUUCUGUCUAGUCCUCAUGACGCUAGUGCUUCAUUCUGCCUUGUUCAGUCUGAAUUUUAUAGAUCUGUACUCACCCAGGCAACUGAAAGAAUUACUUUAGAUUAGAUCUGAUGUUCUUUCAUAGGGCUUUACAUAUCCGACUCAGGUGAGGUAAACAUGGCAUUGUAUUUUGUGGUGUCUUCAUGAUGAGUGUUCACAUCUCCACGAAAGCACGUUGUGUAAAAAUACAGAAUAAUCUCUAAUGUCUUUAACCAAAUGCUGUUUAAAGCAAUUCUCAGUGUACCAUUAAAAAGAGGCCAAUUAAAAUAGAUAUAUAAUACUCAUGAGAUUAUAUAACACGAGUAGUGUAAUACUAUAGAAGAGUUAUAUCUUAGGUCAGAUACCUACAUGUGUCUUUAACAUACAAGAGUUGCUUUUUCCCAAUAGCCGGUAGCCACAGUCGUAAUGUGGCUCUCAACAGAUAAUCUUUUUUUCCAAUUAUUUCCCAACUCAGAAAUAAAAGCACCAGAAAUAUUAAGUCCUGCAAAAUUCUAAAUAUCCCCCCUUUAAAGUUAUUAUUAGUGAGAUUUGUAUAUGUUUGGUGAUACAUUAUGGUUUUGGUGACUACUAAUACUAUAUAAGAUGUACGUAUGUAGCUGUAUUAAUGUGGCCUAUCACUUUAAGUGAAACCCAGGUGCUGUUGCAUUAACUGUCACUCUUGAUGGUAUAUAAAGGUAUCCACUGUGACUCUAGUUCAAUGGUAGCAUUGUGUUCAGCUUGGCUGAGGCACUGCCGAAAGUGCCGUGCUGCUCAUGGAAAGGGACAUGCAUUGGAGUUACAUAUAAUAGAGGUCUUAUACUAACUUAGAGUUUAAAACAUAAAUAUGAAUACAUUUUGACUGGCAGGCCACGAGGUGCCCGGACUCACUACUGAAGUAUGUUAGCCAAAAGGGAAUACUGUGAAAUACCAAGCGCAGCUGAAAUAAUGGGUGUAGUCAGUUUAUGCAUUCAACUAAUUCAGAUACCCAUGUGUGGCAAUAAAGUUCAUAAAGGUAUGUUUGAUGGUUGGUGGUUCAGCCUUGAUAGAGAACUGUUUCUAUUGUCAACUUGAAUUAAACAUUUUAAUGAUGGAAAAAAGUAUCAAAACAUCAAUAGCAGAGCUGUUUAAAAGCUGUCUGAGUCAAGUCUCAGUUCUUGUUGAAGCAAGUUUCAAUUCAAGUCUCAGUUCCUAGGAAAAGUCGAAGUUUAUUCACAACUCUGCAUCAGCCAGUGACAAGUUAGUUUCAUGUCUUUCAGGUCUCUUUAUAGAAGAAUUCCCAUGGCAUUUCAACUAUUUAUUUUCCAAAGCCCUGAUAAUUCUCUGCAUAGCUGAGACCAAGUCCUGUCAAUGCAUAGGCCCAAUAAUCUUUAUAAACAGCCAACGGGACAAGAUUUUGGCAUGGCAAGAGUUCAGGGGCCAUAUUCGCAAAGCUUCCUACUGCUAAGAGUUGCUCCUAGUGAGGAAAUUCUAAGAAAAUUCUUAGAACUGUAACAUAUUUCCCCUUAAAGUUAAGACUAGGUCCUUGUGAAAAUAAAAGUUCUUCACAGAGCAUUUUAGCCCUUAAAAGAGCACCUAAGCAGAGAGGAAACUUAAGAGUUUCUUAAUCAGAGGAGAAAAUGUUGGAACACAAAGAGGUCAGAGAAAUAUUCUCCAAACGCUGGAUGACAGUGAGUUAAUGAAAUGCUACAGAUUAGAUCAUGCAGAGAUAAUAUUUGUGGUCGAUCUCAUUAGUGAUACACACACAUAAAGAAAUAAAAUGAUCAAAGUUGUAAGAUAUUUGGAAAAAAAAGCAAGAGUGCAGUGCAGUCUGUAUCAUACCUAGCAACGGGGUCAACCACACCUCCUCACUCAGAUACAGGUAUCUGUCUCUUCCUUCCUCAGAAUUGCUCUGAGAACUUUCCUAAAUCAUUACUAGGCAAAGACUCCUUACAUAAAUGUUUAGCCGAAGUUAGGAGCUCUCUCAGAAUGUUUGUGAAUACGGCCCCAGGUUUCUGUUUGUAGUUUGGAGUCAUAUUGACCAAUCAUGACUAAGCGGCAGGCAAUCUCAGAACCCACUGCCUUCUGUCUGAAGAUUCAUGUAUGCAGAAUCUGUUCAUAGAGAUUAAUCAGCAGGUAAACAGUCUGUGUGGAGAGGCAGAACACACUGUCCGAAAUGCAGUCUCAGAACCCACUGGCUAUCGUCUGACACCAGAGACAAUAGGGAUUAGCCAAAAUGACCAGCGCUUGGCAGAAGAAGUCUUGGCCCAGAUAUCCGCUGGCUACACCGAGUCUUCUGAAAUAUUGUCCCUUGCCCCCAGAGUGUAUAUAUCUUUGUCAGACAGGUAGCUAAUGGGUUCUGAGAUUGCAGUACUAAUAGUUAAGCAGUCAAGUGGUAUGGCUAUUUAAAGCAAAACCUGAGACAUUAUUAUUUUGCUUUAAAGUCUACUUGGACUUUUAAGUCCUCAUUUUUGUGACUUAAAUCUGCUCUGUUAAACAGAAACUCUUCGCUGUCCAUCCAUAGUAUGUUCAUUUUACAGUUAUUUUGUGUAAAGCUGUCAUCCUUUAAAACUCUUCUAAAAUUCUGUAUUCAGCCACAUUUUCGCAAAGACAUUUGUGCUUGGAAUAAACUGAGCAGAUGGACAGUGAAGUUACUCUCUAACAGCUUUAUAGGUUGUCAAAGUUAUGAAUCUCUUCAAUAACUUGCUGUCAGUGUUAACUAUUAUCACUAAGUUACUGUCAUAUUCUUGUUAUUCUUGCAGGAGAAACCAAGGGCCAAAGCACAGAUUAUACUGAAGCAACCAGAAAUGUAUCACACACAUGUAAAUGUUAGAGUUUCUUCUAUUGAAAUGAUGAUUAAAAUGAUUUUCUUGUUGUAA